This is a messenger RNA of Caenorhabditis briggsae, 603 nucleotides long. The transcript is spliced from 2 exons. Bases 1 to 603 code for a protein of 200 amino acids. Lineage: Eukaryota; Metazoa; Nematoda; Chromadorea; Rhabditida; Rhabditidae. The record is from RefSeq and is a predicted model, not a curated record.
AUGUCCUGCUUCCGGAUUCUGGAUUCCGGAUUCCGUAUUCCGGUUAUUGGAUUCUGGGUUCCGGAUUCCGGAUUCCGGAUUCUGGAUUCUGGGUUUCGUAUUCCGGAUUCCGUAUUCCGUAUUCCGUAUUCCGGAUUCCGGAUUCCGGAUUCCGGAUUCUGGAUUCUGGGUUUCGUAUUCCGGAUUCCGUAUUCCGUAUUCCGUAUUCCGGAUUCCGGAUUCCGGAUUCUGGAUUCUGGAUUCCGGAUUCUGGAUUCUGGAUUCUGGAUUCCGUAUUCCGGUUACUGGAUUCUGGGUUCCGGAUUCCGGAUUCCGGACUCUGGAUUCUGGGUUCCGUAUUCCGGAUUCCGUAUUCCGUAUUCCGGAUUCCGUAUUCCGGAUUUCGGAUUCCGUAUUCUGGAUUCUGGAUUCCGGAUUCUGGACUUUCCGGAGAAUAAUAAUAAUAUCGUUGUAAUCAGCCUGAAAACAUAUUUUUUCAUUGCCUGUAACUUGUACUUCCGUCUGAACAAAGUCAAAAGACCCCUGGAACUCUGCAACACAGCGCCGAAAACACGAAAACGUCGUAGUCGAAAAGCAAAGAAGAAUCUCGAAGAAGAAGAUUAA